This is a messenger RNA of Sphaerulina musiva SO2202, 231 nucleotides long. RefSeq lists its product as uncharacterized. The transcript has 2 exons. The coding region runs from base 1 to 231 and encodes 76 amino acids. NCBI's taxonomy places the organism in Eukaryota, Fungi, Ascomycota, Dothideomycetes, Mycosphaerellales, Mycosphaerellaceae. The record is from RefSeq and is a predicted model, not a curated record.
AUGCUCGCUAGUGGCUGGCUACUUCUGCUGCUACUGUUACUGCUACUGCAGUUGGUGUUUGUCUCCUUUUUUCCUUUUUUUGUGCAAAAAUUGAUAACGACAGAAAAAUUGGCAGCUGGAAACACAGGGCGUUCAUUGUUGAAUACGAAAAUAUUGGUGAACACGAAACCAUCGUCAGAUUACGAAUAUAGAGAUAUACAGAUAGAUGAAUGGAUAGAAAAGAUAGGAUGA